Pocillopora verrucosa is the source of this 2457-nucleotide messenger RNA. Lineage: Eukaryota; Metazoa; Cnidaria; Anthozoa; Scleractinia; Pocilloporidae. The record is from RefSeq and is a predicted model, not a curated record.
AUGGAUAUCAAAACCUUACUAAACAAUCUUCAUGAAGAGGUCUCCUGUUCUGUGUGUAUGAACACAUUCACUGUUCCGAAAACGCUGCCAUGUUUACAUGUCUUCUGCCUGCAUUGUUUGAACAGGAUUCUUCGAACGAGUGGCCGCCACGAUAUCAUCGCAUGCCCUGAAUGUCGGAAAGAGAUUCAAGUCCCUAGAAGCGGAAAUCUUGGGGAUCUUCCAACUAACUUUCGCAUCAACAGUCUCCUUGACGUGUUGGCCAUCAAAGAGUGCAGUGUUACUGGAGUUAAGUGUGGAAAUUGCGAAGAGAGCAGCUCCCAAAGCUUUUACUGCUUCCAAUGUUGUGCAUUCUGGUGCGAGGCUAACUGCAUCAUUCAUCACAAUGGAAUAAAAGCGAAUAAGGAACACCUUGUAUUAGCGCUCAAAGACUUUAAAGACCAAGAUUUUGAAAAUGUUUUGAAGCGACCGGUAUUUUGUCGCAGCCGUGGCCACGAGAGUAAGCAAUUGGAGUUUUUCUGCAAAAAUUGCUGUGUUGCAAUUUGCUAUUCGUGUGUUGCCACUACUCAUGACGGUCACGCCAAGAUGCUUUUGGAGGAAGCUGCAAAUGAAAGAAAAUUACAAGCGAAGUCUGCGAUCGAAAAUCAGAGGAAAACAGCAUUGGAGAAGAGACGACAAAUUGCUCGACUUGACUCGGAUUGCGCCAAAAUUCAAGAACAUGUCGCCAGUGUAAAGAAAGGCGUGCAACAGUUUGUCGACAACAUGAUGGCUGUUAUCGAGGCACAAAAGCAAGAAAUCUUUGAUGACUUAGACAACAGGGCAGCAGAGUCCAUGCAUCGGCUGUGGAUACAAAGAGGUGAGAUUGAAAAGCAAGUAAAAAUAACUGAAACAGGCAUCGAAGCUACUAAGGCAAUUCUGCAACGGAACAUUAGCGCUGAAAUCAUGCAGUCAAACAAAAUUCUAGAAGAAACAUUUCAGGGUCAAGUUGAGGCAGCGUAUCCUCCCAUUGGUAAUCAAAGCAAUGUAGAUUUUGGAUUUGUGAGAAAUCAACGAUUGUUUGAUCAUGUAUGGACUGACAGAAUUGGCUUUGUGAAAGUACUUCCUACUAGUCCAACUGAGUCGAACGCCUCCGGAGAAGGAAUCAGCGAGCCGACCAUUGGACUAGAAGCAAACAUAAAGUUGACAACAAGAAAUGCUAAAGGAGAACAAUGUUAUGAAGAACGUGACUAUGUAACAGUGGAGAUCAAAAAUCAGGAAGGCCAUGACUGUGCAACGGAGACUCGAGUCCAGGAUAACAAAGAUGGUAGCUACAAGAUCAGCUAUUUUGCUAAAGAAACCGGAAAAUGCCGUGUGUCUGUGAAGGUCAAUGGAGAGCACAUUCGUUACAGUCCCUUUGCUGCUGAAGUAAAACCCAGACUGUUGGAACUCGGCGGGUUAUCCUCCAGCAGAUAUACAGUAGUAAACAAACGCGAUGAAAUUGCAGUCGCUGGCAAUGGUAACAACAGGGUCCAGGUAUUCAGUAGUGAUGAAACUUACUUAAGAUCAUUUGGGUCUAAGGAGGAUACAAAGGGAGAGUCUAACUUGCCUACAGGGGUUGCAAUCGAUAAUGAAAACGGAAUCAUCUUAAUAGCAGAUACUGAGAACCACCGAAUUCAAUUUUUUAGUGGGCAGGGAAAGUUUCUGAACAAUUUUGGUGAAAAGGGAAAUCUUGAUCACCAACUCAAGUUUCCCCACGGGUUAUCCUUCGGUAGUGACGGAAAUUGUAUUGUGGCUGAUACCGGAAAUAAGAAAAUUAAAUUAUUUUCCCGUACCGGCCAGUUUCUCCGUAGUAUAGGCUCCGAGGGUUCUUUCACAGUACCCAUUCACUGUAUCCAGUAUAAGGAAUAUCUUAUAGCAUCAGACUUUAAUGAACACUGUAUCAAAGUUUUUGACAAAGCUGGACAUUUUCUGUACAAAUUUGGAAAGUAUGGAACAGGGGACGGAGAGUUCAAUGGACCUUAUCAUUUGUCAAUUAACAAAGCUGAGCACCUGAUGGUCUGUGAUAGAAACAAUCACAGAAUUCAGGUGUUUGAGGUGAAUGGAAAGUUUGUUGGAAAAUUUGGCUCAAAAGGAAAAAAGGUAGGACUAUUUACUGGACCAUUCUCUAUAGCAGUCCUCAGUGAUGGUAGGAUAGUUGUUACUGACUUUCACAAUCAUCGGGUCCAGAUAUUUGAGAAGCCGUAUCCUCUGUUGUCUUAUAAUAGUGUUAUGAUAGUGUUAUAAUAGUAAUAUCAUUAAUCUUUCCGGUUCUUUAAACAUUAUUGACUACAUGUGAAAGCUUCUUGUUACAUUUGUAGGUUGAAACUUGUUUUUUUCACAAUGUUUUACGACAUUCGCUCCAAUUGUAGCCAAGAAGAUAUACACGCACAAACGAGUUACAAUAGACAUAGCUCUAUAUCCAGAGAGUUGAGUAUUAAUUUC